CACCAGGUAAAGCGGCUGAAGAAGAAGACGCUGGCAAACAUUUGAGCAACGUAGUUUCUGAUGGAUCUUCUCCCUUCAGACCCGCUGCUGCACAUAUUGUCCUUCCUGGACUUUAGAGAUUUGAUCCAUGUCAGUUUCACGAACAGACGACUUAAUGACUUGUCCAAACACAACCCUUUGUGGAGGUCACUGUGUUCCAAACAUUGGCUGCUCACAGACAAUGAACGUCUGCAGAAUGGAUGGUCCUGGUACGACCUCUUCAAGGAGUACUACUGUGACCUGGGCCGCUACAUCCAGUACUACCCUGCGCUGAAGAAAGCGUGGGAACAGCUGACCAGCUUCCUGCGGCAGAGAUGUCCACGCAUGAUCACGUCACUCAAAGAAGGUGCCUCAGAGGCAGAGCUCAGCAGCAUUGAGGCUCAGAUUGGCUGCCGCCUUCCUGGAGACUAUCGGUGCUCGUACCGCAUCCACAAUGGCCAGAAGCUGGUGAUUCCAGGGUUGAUGGGGAGCAUGUCGCUGUCCAAUCACUAUCGCUCCGAGGUGCUGCUGGACGUGGAGACUGCGGCGGGAGGUUUCCAGCAAAGGAAGGGGAUGAGAUGCUGCCUUCCACUCACCUUCUGCUUCCACACUGGCCUCAGCCAAUACAUGGCACUGGAGCACACUGAAGGGCGACACAUGUUUGAGAGCUUCUACCCCUGCCCUGUUUGUGAUCAAACGGCUCAGGAUCCCUCAGCCGUGGAUAUGUUCAUCACAGGUUCCUCCUUUUUGGAAUGGUUCACUACAUACGUAAACAAUGUGGUCACAGGAGAGUACCCGAUCAUACGAGACCAGAUCUUCAGGUAUGUGCAUGAUAAAAGCUGCGUGACGACCACCGGGGACAUCACCGUUUCUGUGUGGACUUCUUUCCUGCCCGAGCUUUCUUCUGUCCAUCCGCCGCACUUCUUCUUUACUUACCGCAUCAGAAUAGAGAUGUCGGGCAGCGCGCCGCCUGAGGCUGCCUGCCAGCUUGACAGUCGUUACUGGAAAAUAACCACCUCCGACGGCAACGUGGAGGAGGUCCAAGGGCCUGGCGUGGUCGGAGAGUUUCCAGUCAUGACACCGGGUAAAGUCCAUGAGUAUGCCAGCUGCACCACCUUCUCCACACCUUCAGAGUACAUGGAGGGACACUAUACCUUCCACAGACUCGACAACAAGGAAGUCUUCAAUGUUGCAAUCCCUCGCUUUCAAAUGGUGUGCCCGCCAUUCAGAGAGCCCGUGUCGCAGAUGAAGGAGCCGACUGAUUACACAUCAAGUUUCAACAAUCAUGACGACGACCGUGGCGGCGGCAAUUGUGGAGACGGAGACGAGGACAACUACAACAACCUGAGGGAACUGAACAUGGCGGUCUUGGAGGGAGAAUGGUGCCCGCGCCAUAUCUAAUGGACGUGCUGGGCACUGCCAAGGAAAGCAGGUGGACUGUCAUUCAGGUUCUUCUGGUGGUGGUUUGUGGAUUGUGGGAAAGCCGUAGGGCAGUGGUUCUCAAAUAGUGGGGCCCUAAGAGGCACCGGGGACUAUACUCAAUCUCUUCAAGGUUGGCAUGUCUGUUAGUGUCUGUAUUCGUGCUUGAAUGAUGCUGGUGCCAGCAUCUCGUACAGGGGUUUGUACAAAUAAGUUAUUACAUUUUUCCACCUUAUGUGCACAAAGUCAUGGCGCCCGACCUCGAGCUUUGUUAACCUCUUCAUUACAAGGUUUCACGCUGGCCCAAGAAAACAUCCAUCAACAAUUCUAUUUUUCUUUUUUAACACUUUGGCCCCCAGUACGGACGAUGGGACAAUCAUUGCUUUGUCUAGAAUCCUAUACAAGCUGGUAUGUCAGUCAUGUUUUUUUUUUUUUUUUUUGAAGAGAAUACCCACCAAUGCUUCAGUUUGAAAAUCUUUUUAUUGCAGGAAGUUAUUGUAAAAGAGGUCACAGAACAAAUGUCGCACUUGAAUACUUCCUUUUGGGGAAAAGCUGAAACAUAUUUCUCUCCUUUAGCUGUUUUUCAUGGCCAACCAGUGUAAGAUGUGAGGUUUGUUUCUUUCCCCUUUGAAUUUCUGUAGGAGAAAACAAAAGUCAUGGCUCACCACCACGUCACUUUAAUGUGAUUGGUGGCUUUGGUUUGUUUUUUGACUCAAUAAAUCUUAAUUACAAAGGUAAUAUUAUUUAAAAAAACAAAAAAGUAGUAGUGAAUGAAUGAAAAAAAAAAAGACAAGUUAUGACAUCAGUUCCUCUUCCCCCUCCGCAAUCAAUCUCCGCGCUCUUUUUCUGCCAGCUCUAGUCGCUUUCGUUUCCUCCUCACCCACUACCCCCCUCGCCUCCUCAUCCACCGCCAACCCUACCCCUUCCCCCUCCUCGCGGGCAUUGCAUCGGCUGCAGUGCCUCCGGAAGCCGCCCAGGACGUGCGACCGGAAGCAACAGAAGGGGCAGACGAAGCGUCCCGGGCGGUGAGCCACCCUGGUGUGCUGCUGGAGUUGGCUGGGCAGGAAGAAGGACGAUUUGCAGUCUUUGCAGCUGAAUGGCCGCUCAACGUCAUGACAACGAACCACGUGACUUAGGACAAAACCUGCAUGGCAAAGAGGAGCAGUAGUUCAGUUUGCAGCCUCUGCUUCCCUCGUGAACGUUUAACACAUUCCUUAUAAGUUACCUUUCAUUUUGGUCUUCCAUCCGCAGAUAAGGCAGACGUAGCGGUUGGCGGUGAAUUGUACCACUUUGGCCGUCAUAUCCAGUUCCUCCUUUAAGAGGUCAGCACUCAGCCCAACCUCCUCCUCCUCCUCGGUUCCGCCGGUCACAUGUUUGGGUGAAGAGUUGUCUGUGUCGGCGAAGGUGUCUUGUCGGAUCCUUUGGGUGACGUACACCCGAGGGAUGCCAUGUUUCCGCACCACGUGGUUGAUGGCUACGGCUUUCAGCUUAUUCUUCCAGCUGCAGAUCAGGCAGCGGUACAGGCCAUCUGAGAAGAGGAGCACGGUUUUAUCUGCUUCGCUGUCCGGUUUGAUUGACUCCAUCCUGUGAGAGGCACCAUCUUCACCCUUUCCCUCAGCUUCCUCCUCCCCGUCCACACUGUUCUUCACCAGAGGAGAUGCCUCUUCUUCCUCCUCCUCAGCUUCUUUCACUUCCUCGUCCCCCUUCUCACUCCCAUUAUCCUCCCCAUCAGCGCCCCCCCCUACCGUCUCAUCCACACAGUGUUGGGAGAUGAUGUGUUGGUACAAUUUGCUGAAGUCUCUGCUGGUGUAAAAGCACUCUGCACAGUGGAAGAGCUGGGCGCCACUCUGAUAAAUCAGGAUGAUCCCCAGGCGACCCAUCGCGACGUCAUCCAGGCAGGUGGGGUGGGUGGUAGCCAUGUGGGACAGCUGGUGGGCAUGGCUUUUGGAGAAGUGACCACAAAAGGCACACUGGAGGUGUGCAGCGACAAGACCACCAGCUUCCCCCCGAGUCUGCACGGCGUCGCUGCCAAAAGUGAUGCAAAAUGUUAAUAGGUCAUCGCAAUGUAUGUAAAUUUCAGCUUUAUACAACAUGUAGAUGGCAAACUAACAAAUCUUUCACAUUUCAGCUUGUUUCUUAUUGGCGGAUCUAAAUAAAUGUGAGAUGUUUUUAA
This is a messenger RNA of Doryrhamphus excisus (bluestripe pipefish), 3610 nucleotides long. RefSeq names its product F-box protein 3 (gene fbxo3). Gene Ontology annotation, cellular component: cytoplasm. Gene Ontology annotation, molecular function: protein binding. NCBI's taxonomy places the organism in Eukaryota, Metazoa, Chordata, Actinopteri, Syngnathiformes, Syngnathidae. The record is from RefSeq and is a predicted model, not a curated record.